AUGGAGCUGCUGCGGACCAUUGCUUACCCGCCGGGUGGCGGCGGCGCCAAGUGCUGCGAGGUGUCGCAGAGCAGAGCGGUCGGCGGCGAGUCACGGAGGAAGAAGGCAGAGGAGCAGCCGCACCAGCACGCCCACCCCGUCGCCGAGGUUUCUCGGAUUAUAACCGAUCCCACGACGGGGAAGCGCUACUGCCGCGGCAAGGUGCUCGGAAAGGGUGGUUUUGCCAAAUGUUAUGAGAUGACAGAUUUGACAACAAAUAAGGUUUAUGCUGCAAAAAUCAUUCCUCACAGCAGAGUAGCAAAACCUCAUCAAAGGGAAAAGAUUGAUAAAGAGAUUGAGCUGCACAGAAUGCUUAAUCAUAGACACGUUGUGCAGUUUUACCAUUACUUUGAAGACAGAGAGAAUAUUUACAUUCUUCUGGAGUACUGCAGUAGAAGGUCAAUGGCUCACAUCUUAAAAGCGAGGAAGGUAUUGACAGAACCAGAAGUACGAUACUACCUCAGGCAAAUUGUGUCAGGGCUGAAGUAUCUUCAUGAACAGGAAAUCUUGCACAGGGAUCUUAAACUAGGUAACUUCUUCAUUAACGAGAACAUGGAACUGAAACUGGGUGACUUUGGCUUGGCAGCUAGGCUGGAACCGCUGGAGCAUAGGAGAAGAACAAUAUGUGGAACACCAAAUUACCUCUCUCCAGAAGUGCUCAACAAACAAGGGCAUGGCUGUGAAUCUGACAUCUGGGCCUUAGGCUGUGUAAUGUACACAAUGCUGUUGGGAAGACCUCCAUUUGAGACCACAAAUCUUAAAGAAACGUACAGAUGUAUAAGGGAAGCAAGAUACAGCCUGCCUUCAUCUCUCUUAGCACCUGCAAAACACUUAAUAGCUAGCAUGUUGUCAAAAAAUCCUGAAGAUCGGCCCAGUUUAGAUGAAAUAAUUAGACAUGAAUUUUUCUUACAGGGCUUUACACCCGACAGACUUUCUGCUAGCUGUUGUCACACUGUUCCUGAUUUUCAUUUGUCAAGUCCAGCUAAAAAUUUCUUCAAAAAAGCAGCUGCUGCUCUCUUUGGUGGUAAAAAGGAUAAAGCCAGAUACUUCGACACACAUAACAGACUAGCUAAAGAAGAUGAAGAAAUCUACAAGCUCAGGCAUGAUUUGAAGAAGACAUCGAUAACCCAGCAGCCCCACAAACAGAGAACAGAUGAGGAGAUCCAGCCUCUUAUCACAGCAGUAGCAAAGCCGGGAACGUUGCCAGAAACUAAGCAGUCUGGAGACUCUAUUCGAAUGAUAGUCAGAGGAACUUUGGGAAGCUGCAGCAGUAGCAGUGAAUGCCUGGAAGACAGUACCAUGGGAAGUGUUGCUGAUACAGUUGCAAGGGUAUUACGAGGAUGUCUGGAGAACAUGCCAGAAGCAGACACCAUUCCCAAAGAACAGCUGACAGCAUCCUUCCAGUGGGUUACAAAAUGGGUGGACUACUCCAACAAGUAUGGCUUUGGGUACCAGUUGUCAGAUCACACUGUUGGUGUCCUUUUCAACAAUGGGGCACAUAUGAGUCUUCUGCCAGACAAAAAAACAGUCCACUACUAUGCUGAGCUGGGGCAGUGCUCUGUCUUCUCAUCCGCAGAGGCUCCUGAACAAUUCAUUAGCCAAGUAACUGUACUGAAGUACUUCUCUCACUACAUGGAAGAGAACCUCAUGGAUGGAGGAGAUUUGCCCAGCCUAAUGGAUGUACGCAGACCCAGGCUUUACCUCUUACAGUGGCUGAAAUCUGAUAAAGCAUUAAUGAUGCUCUUCAAUGAUGGCACAUUUCAAGUGAACUUCUAUCAUGAUCACACGAAAAUCAUCAUUUGCAAUCAGAGUGAAGAGUAUCUCCUUACCUACAUCAACGAAGAGAGGAUAUCCACAACGUUUCGUCUGACAACUCUUCUGGUUUCUGGAUGCUCAUCGGAACUAAAACAAAGAAUGGAAUAUGCUCUGAACAUGCUGCUGCAGCGAUGUAACUGAUGGGGAUGACUCCGUUAAACAAACGGACCUUCUUGUUCACUGUGAAAUCUACAGUGGGGAUAUUAGAGCAACUAGUAUGUUGGUGAUGGAUGUGUGGUGGUACGAAAACUUAACUGUUCGAGUGUGCUGGGCACACAUCUAUUAGACAGAAGUGUAAGCAUACUCUUGGACUAAAGUGGUGUGACAAGGAGUUCUUUGGACCAUAAUUUUCCUUGCUUUGUGUGUGUGUUAAAGAUAUUUUUGACUUGAACUCAGCAGAUUGAGACUGCCUGCUCCGUAAGAGCAUUUCUGAUGGAGUUAAACUGUGAAUAUGCAUCUGGAAAGGGAGGGGAGAUUUCUGUUGUUGUGGAAUAGCUGUAAUAAGCAGCUUCUGGUUGCUUAACUGUGAACUAUGACCAUACUCUUCUUUCCCUUAUUUUUCAAAAAUACCCACACUUGUGGCUAGCAAAGUGCAUUCCUUGUUAAUAAUUUUUUUUAAUUUAUUACAGCCUAAAGUGAAGUAUUUAUUACACAACUUUUUUUUGAACCUUGGCAUUUUAAAUAUAAAUCCGUUGGCAAUAAAGAGAAUGGAAAUCUGAAGCAUUCUCCACACUUUUUUACAACACGACAUAACAGGUUUGGCAUUACCAAACAUCUUAUGCCAUUUGAAGAAGUUUAAUACAGAUCAGGAUAUGAACAACAACUUUUAACACUGACUGGUUUCUCUUCUAUUACAAGUGCCAGUAUGCUGCUGCUGGUUAUAGAAAUAGCCCUAAAGCAACUACUGAUGGAGCUUGCAGAGUAAUACACUUUUUUUCCUAGGGGCUAAAUC
Indicator indicator is the source of this 2806-nucleotide messenger RNA. It is a transcript of the gene PLK2, whose product is annotated as polo like kinase 2. Gene Ontology annotation, biological process: protein phosphorylation; mitotic cell cycle; regulation of cytokinesis. The transcript has 14 exons. The record is from RefSeq and is a predicted model, not a curated record. Gene Ontology annotation, molecular function: protein serine/threonine kinase activity; protein binding; ATP binding. Lineage: Eukaryota; Metazoa; Chordata; Aves; Piciformes; Indicatoridae. Bases 1 to 1995 code for a protein of 664 amino acids. Gene Ontology annotation, cellular component: centrosome; nucleus; cytoplasm.